CUUAUUAAAUAGAUUUUGAAAUUGAACUUCGGCCGUGACUGUAAGAAGACGAUAUUGAUCUAAAAUGGGGGAGCCUACAGAGGUUGACAAGAAACUUCUGUCUCUUAUCAAGGGGCUGGACCUCAACAACUACCCAUUCGAUGUGGAGUCCACAGUGCCUAAUGGCCAGCUGGAACACCUGAAGAGGUGUGAACGACUCAAUUUGAAGCGCAAUGGACUUCACAAGCUACCAGAACCCAUAUGUGAACUCAUCGAACUGGAGUACCUCUCAUUGGCGUACAACAAGAUCAGCGAAGUGGACGAGACGUUCGCCGAUUUGUCACCGGACUCUUUGAAAGUGCUGGACUUGAGAUGGAACAGACUUAACAGCAGUCUGGCCUCCAGCGACCACCUGAGUCAUCUGUCCAACCUGAGUGUGUUAGAUCUGAGUUGUAAUGCGAUUGGGAUUGUGCCAUCGUUUCUGGAGAAACUGAAGCAGCUCACUUAUCUGUCUUUGAAAUCCACCAAAAUAACAGCUGUGCCACCAACAAUCUUCAUCUCCUUGACUAACUUGAACUUUCUGGACUUGAGCGACAAUGAGCUGGAUGCCAUGCCAGUCCAACUGAGACGACUGACUAGUCUGAAAACACUAAUGCUCGGUAACAAUCCAGCACUAGCCAGCAGCAACCUCAAACAGAUUUCGGCAUUAACUGCGCUGGAAGUGUUGCAUUUGAGGAAUACGGGAAGAACCAUAGACAAUUUUCCACAAGAGCUCUCCAAGUGUCCAAACUUAUACGAUUUGGACAUCAGUGAGAAUGAUCUUUCGUCAGUGCCUAACAGUCUUUUUGAGUGUGGCUCCUUGAAGAGAUUAAACAUCAGCAACAACUCAAUAUCAGAGCUGCCAGAGUCAUUCGACGUUUUGAUCCAUCUGGAAACGUUGUCAUUGUCAAGAAAUAAUAUCUGCAAACUGCCGAUCGGUUUCGGGAAGCUUCUGAACCUGCGGAAUCUGUAUCUAGAUAGUAACCAGGUGACUUUAGACGGACUGUUGAACUGCAACUUGGGCAAGCUGAGCAGCCUAGAGAUAUUCUCAGCGGCAUUCAACCAGUUGCAGUCUGUGCCUGAAGCACUUUGUAGAUGCACGCGCCUGAAGAAAUUGAACUUGAUGUACAAUAAGCUGGUCAAUCUGCCAGAGUCCAUACAUUACCUCAAUCUACAGGACCUGAAUGUGAGUGAAAAUGCGAACCUAGUGAUGCCUCCGAAACACACAGCAAUGAGUGAGGCUGAAUCGAAGGCAGCACUCUUCUACAACAUUGACUUCUCAGUGGCACACCAGCUGGCCAAGGCAAAGCUGGAGCAGAAGGGAGAGAGGGUGAUGAGCCAGUCUUCGUCUGUAGACAGUGUCAGUGGCUCAUUCAGCCGAAACAGAUCUGGCAGUACCGGUGCAGGAGGCGGUGGCAACCGUAAACUUCGGAUCCAGAAGCGGAAGGAGGAAGAGGCAGGCAGUUCGGAUGCAGCCAAAGUGCUUUCGGCUAUGCGUAAAGUGGCGGAGGACAGCAAGAGUGCGGAUGUGGAGAAGACGAAUAAGCUGGCGGAGGACUUCGAGGAACACGUCUCAAAACCACUUCGGUGGGACGAGAGACUUAGUGGGCCCCAGAUAGACUACAGCAACUACUUCGAAGAGGAAAUUGGGAAUGACGAAGGAGUCCACGUCUGGUACAUCUCCAACUUCGCUCCUGUGCAAUUAGAUGAAGAGGAUAUCGGGAAGUUUCAUGAGAAGGAUUGCUACAUUGUUUUGAGGAACCUCUCCACUGGCUCGGAUAUCAUUAACACUAUCUACUUCUGGAUCGGAAAAGACGCAGAGCAAGACAAGCAAACAUGUGUAGCGAUACAUGCAGUGAACCUCCGCAACUGCAUCAAAGCAUCAUGUCGGACUAUUCGAGAAGACCAAGACGAAGAAAGCGAGGAGUUUCUCUCGGUUUUCGUCGGAUCAUUCUAUGACUUCCAGAUAUUAGAUGGAGGUCACGGGGAAAGUGGCUUCAACCACUUCGAACAGGAGGCUGCAAACCAGUAUCUGUUCUGUCUGAACACCAAUGCAACGCAAAUGGGAAUGCACUUGGUUGAACUCAGUCCAGAGUCAUUGGACCCUAGAUACAUAUUUAUGCUGGAUAUCGGUCGGGCAUUGUUUCUAUGGGUGGGAAACCAGACUCCAAAUACGAAACUGAGCAAGGCGAAGUUGUUGGGUGAGAAGAUAAUUAAGAAUGAGAGGAGGGGAAGGGGCAGAGUGUUGGUGGUGAGACAGGGAGCGGAACCUAGUCAGUUUUGGAAAGGACUGCUGGUGGAUAAACCAGAAACGUUCACGUUCAAACCUUCGGAGUGGCUGGAUCUGAACACAAUUAAGAAGCCCAACUUGUACAAUGUGCUCAUCAAGCAGAUAGAUGGAAACAAAUACUUCGAGCUCAGCCAAUUGGAACAGACCAACUGGGCUUUGAACGAGGAACAACUGAACCCGAAGUCGGUGUUAGUUCUAGAUGCGCAGACUGCAGUGUUUGUGUGGGAGGGUAGACGCAGUGCCCGCAUACUCAAGAGGGCCAGUGUACAGAUUGCGGGUGUGUUGCUGCGAACAGUCGUUAGACAGGACGAUGAAGCUGGAGUAAUUGUCGAGAAGCAAGGGUUUGAGAGUGAGUUCUUCAAGAGUUUCUUCUCGAAGUGGACUUCGGACAAAGUGGCUGUUGACUACACAAAAGAUAACCAGCACCUGCCGGAGCACCAGAAAACAGCUGAUGAGCCACCGAAGGAAGCCAAGACUAGUCUGAGUGCACUGUUUGCAUCUCGACAGCCAGACCACAAUUUGGAAGACAUGGAAUACGACAAGUUGUACUUCUCAGACGAUCUGAAACACACAAUUGCGUUCUGGUUCAACGGACAAAAUUUCGUGAAGCUUCCCGAGCAUGAAAUCGGACAGUUCUACUCGUGUGACAGCUACGUGUUAGUCAUGUAUUAUGUUCAUCCCCCUGAUGAUGAAGAUUUGACCGACGAUACAGAUGAUACGGCAACGGAAGAGGAACCAACGGGUCACAAAGGGUCAUCGGGAAGCGGUGGGGGAGGAGGAAUUGGCAGCUUUAAACAUGAGUUCAGAACUGUGUUCUGGAAAGGUCGGGACUCUUCAAACAAAGGCUUCUUCAACUUCAAUCUGCAGUUUUCAAAGGAAGACUUGCCCUCGUUCAUUAACCAACAGAUAGACAAGCUGCGAAGUGGUCUCAACUUACCAGAUUUGGAAGCCGCAAUCGAGCCUACUCUAGUUGUGAAUCAGCAAGCAGAGGAUAUUUCACUUCUGAUUUCGCUCAACCAGCAGAUAAUUAUCCAUCGGGGAUCGAGGAAGGCGGCUAAAAAGGAGGAGGAGUCGGGAGGUCGGACAAAGUUGCAUUGUGUGAGGUCGAAUGCGGGAACUGUGUUCACGAGGUGUAUCGAAGUGGACUGUGAAGCAAGAUUACUGCACUCCUAUUAUUGUUAUAUUCUUGGUAUUCCUUUCGAUGAAAAAGAGAACUCCUCUUCAUCCUCAAGUGGCAUUGCGUAUGUCUGGAUUGGGUCCAAGUCUAAUGAGUUCUUCCAGAAAGUGGCCAAGAAAGACGCAGAAAAGAUAUAUGGAACCAUGAACUUCACUAUUCAAGAAGUGUCUGAGGGAACUGAGCCACAGGAUCUUUUCUGGGAGUUCCUUGGAGGGAAGCAGGCGUACGAGACUGACAACUCUUACGUCGCCAGCUGCCAACUGUUCAGGUGCUCCAAUCUGCACGGUUUCUUUGGAGUCUCAUUCAAGUUCAACGACUUCAGCCAGGCCGAUCUGACCCCGAGUGACGUCAUGAUUCUGGACACUGGUACAAAUGUCUAUCUAUGGUUGGGAGAAAAUGCUUCCGACACAGUAGUUCGACUGGCAUACAAAUCUGCAGUCAUGUACAUGCAGUACAGAGAAAGGAAGAAACCAGCUAAGCUGCUGGCGACCAAGCGAGGAUUCGAACCGUGGCAGUUCCAGAGGGUGUUCCAUGGAUGGGCGCCGUGGCCUCCUCCUAAAUUUAUCAGAUGAAAAACGAAUAAAUAUCAUUUACAGAAUUUACCGAGAAGGCCUGUGAUGCUAAAAAUUUAAAGUGACCAGAAAUAAUUUCUAGUCUUAAACUAACGUUCAAGAUGUCAAAAUUGAGAUUCUCAAUGGUCAAAAAAAUUAACCUUGUGCUGAGCAUGUAGUUUUUCUCAACUUUUUUUGAGUUAUAUUAAGAAGAAAUGAAUUAAUUGAAUUUAAUUUUUAAAAAUCA
Molecule: messenger RNA, 4283 nt
Organism: Symsagittifera roscoffensis
Lineage: Eukaryota; Metazoa; Xenacoelomorpha; Acoela; Convolutidae
Product: protein flightless-1-like
Exons: 24
Coding region: 65-4057 (1330 amino acids)
Biological process (GO): barbed-end actin filament capping; myofibril assembly; actin filament severing
Cellular component (GO): nucleus; cytoplasm; actin cytoskeleton
Molecular function (GO): phosphatidylinositol-4,5-bisphosphate binding; actin filament binding
Source: RefSeq, a predicted model, not a curated record